UUCAGUUUGAAGGAGGAGGAAAAAAAAACCAGGAACAACCAGGAAGUCAAACAGAGGAGGAAACAUAUUUGCUCAAACUUUCCAGUCCUUAAGACGGGGUUUUAAAAGCGUUUCAACUAUAGCGUCAACUUCACAGUAAGUUGACAAAUUUGCUCGCGCUCAGGGAGCCUUCUUACCAACAAGAUGGACAUUGAUACGGAGCGAGGAGAAGCGGAGGGUUCACCAGAAUCCCAGGACAAGGUGCAGUCCUUGAGGGAUCAGGUCGACGGAGUGAAAGACAUCAUGACGCACAACGUGGAGCGGAUCCUGGCCAGAGGAGAGAGAUUGGACGACCUCAUGGAUAAAUCAGAGGACCUACAAGCAGGGGCUCAGCACUUUAAGCAGACGUCUCAGAAAGUGGCUCGCUCCUACUGGUGGAAGAACGUCAAGCUGGUCGUGGUCAUCGUCGUGGUCGUCCUCAUCAUCGUCCUCAUCAUCAUCCUGCUGGCCACCGGAGUCAUCCCUGUCAGUAGCCCCCUGCCUCCUGUAGUCACCCCCACCACAAAGCCAUAAAUGGGGAAAACAUCAAGUUGUACAUACAUGAAAUAACAACAACCACCACAUUCCUACUGCACAGUAUACAAAGUAAUAUAUAGACUUGAGCAAAUCAGUAAUGUCUGGUGAAAACUUUACCUCUUAGUUUGCUUCUGCUGGUAACUUUCUUGAUGAUAUUGCUUGGGUUUAAGGCACUUUAAUGACACACAGAUGUUCCAAACACAGUUCUCUGUCAGGAUGACCAACAACGGUUACUUCCUCUGGCAAACAGGAAGUCCUUUUUAAGAUUUUUAUAUAAGCUGAAGAUAAAGAAAGUUGAUUUCGUCCUCUUUCAAGUGCACCACACAUGACAGGUGUAAACUAUCUUUUUUUGACAUUGGAGAAAUGUUCUUCACAGAUCUGUAAAGGUCACAACAUACUUGAUGAAGGGCUGAAGUGUUUGUUGGACGCGUCUGUAUUCUGUUUGAAAUGCUUCCAGUGUUCUUGUAGUCAGACAUCCAGAGAAAGAAUGUAUACAUUGUAAUUGUUGAGUUACAGAUGUUUCGACUGCUGCUGUUGUCUGAUCAAAAUAUUUUUAGUAGUAUGUUGAGGUUCCAAACACCAGCAGUGGCUUUGUUACAGAAUCUUGGGCUGUGGUCAGACUGCAGGUGAAUACACUUAUUUUAUUUCUUUCAAGUUUAGGCAAGUUAUGAAAAAUAGUUUUGCAUGUCCAGACAUACACGAUGUAUCUGCAUAGAUUAUUCUGGUAACAACAUAUGAUUUCAUCAUCUCAUUACAACAGUCUUGUCUAUUGCAGGAUAGUGUUGUCAUCAUGACCAGCUCUGUAUCGUGUUACAAGUGACGCAAAAGACAAAUAUAAAUGUGAGUUGACCAGCUGUUCAGACUAAGAAGCAGGUGGACAAAUCUAGUUUUAAUUGUAUUCUCUAAUUGGCUCUAAACAUGGUUCAAACCAGAGUUUUGAAGAAUCUGAUUUGUGCAAACCUUCCAAACCAAUCUGGAUAAAAUCAGAAAAUGUAAAAAAUCUGAUUUAGUUACUGAGGCCAGCGUCAUACUUUCCACAUUCUGUAUCCACAGAAGCUUAUCACUUUCCACAUGCACGUACUUGAUCUCACACAGGGUUCCCACGGCUCCUUGACAUCCUUGAAAGUUUUUUCAUUUGAAAAUCAAUAUCCUUGAAAGUUGGGGACGUGUCAUUGAAAGUGCUUGAAUGUUGUCCAAGAAAGAAGUUAAGUUUAGGUAAAUGUCUCCCUUCUUCAAAGAUUUCAUGAGCGAGUAACGUUGAAUUUGAGGGAAUUCCUCCUGGAUAGUCCUUGAAAGGUCCUUGAAUUUGAUUUCAACCAAGCUGUAGGGACCUUGCUCACAUGACAUUCUAGUAGAAGUUUGUCCGUGUAUUCUUUGAGUGACAGGACUGUUCAUGUGUGGUACCAGUGGACCUCCUCACCUAACGUCAAACAGGCGCCUGUGGUUUCCGUCUUCUUAGACAGCACCACCUACUGGACUGGAGUUAAGCGGCUCACGCAGGACUCGUCAUGCGGAUGUGGAAAGUCUGACCCAGGCCUUAGAGAUUAGAAAUAUUAUUACAUCUACAACUCGUUAACAUCCUUUAGAGGAGAUUUGUACGUUCAAGCAGCUAAACCAAGAUUCUUUUUUUUUAAGUACUAAUUGUGUUCAUUUCUUUUUCGCCCUUCUGUGUCUCGACUGUAGAAAUAUUGCAGUUUGAAUGUAGAGCUUUGGCAGUCAUUUUAAAGGUCUGCUCUCGUGUUGGAUUAGUCAGCUGCUACAUUGCGCCCCCUGUUGGGUCCUCACAGCCACAGCAGCUUAAAACUACAACCCCCCGCCCCUUCUGAACCACACAGUGUGUGCAUAUUGAAGAAUACAGGACAUGUGGUACAUAAAUGUCUUGUGUGUCUCUCCUCUCGUCUUUCUCUGGUCUCACCGUACUGCUUUAGUUUCAGAGAGGUCCAAGUGAUACUGUAUAUAGGCAACAUCCUAGUCUCACCUCUGUGUAUAUUAAAUAUCUGUUCCUUAGAGGGUAUUUAUUAAAAGCUUAAUAUAACUCAUGUUCAUGCUUUCUCUUUUUAAUCAUCGAGAUAGGUGGAUUAAAGCUGUGUGGGAUUUUUUUUUGACUGAUUCAUUUAACAGAAGGCACAGCUUGAUUACUCUGUUGCUGCUUAAUCAUUGUAUGUAAAUGAGGCUGUUUGAGAACAAAGUCCUCAUUGUUUUCUUUUGGUUUUUUUAAUUGAUAACUUCACAAAUCUCACUGCCAUUUAAUGCCUUCUCACUGGCCUGAUCAUUGCAAUGUGAGGCCAGUGUCUUUCUUUCUUCUUUUUUUUUUACAAUGUCGAUAUUCACCAAUGACCUACUGUGCUUUAUGGUUUUAAUGGUCUAAUAUGGAAUAAAUAGUAUUUACUCAG
Messenger RNA from Solea senegalensis (Senegalese sole), 2948 nucleotides. RefSeq names its product vesicle-associated membrane protein 8 (endobrevin) (gene vamp8). Gene Ontology annotation, cellular component: SNARE complex; plasma membrane. The coding region runs from base 184 to 552 and encodes 122 amino acids. The transcript is spliced from 3 exons. The record is from RefSeq and is a predicted model, not a curated record. Gene Ontology annotation, molecular function: syntaxin binding; SNAP receptor activity. Gene Ontology annotation, biological process: vesicle fusion; vesicle-mediated transport; SNARE complex assembly. Lineage: Eukaryota; Metazoa; Chordata; Actinopteri; Pleuronectiformes; Soleidae.